Messenger RNA from Branchiostoma floridae (Florida lancelet), 4270 nucleotides. RefSeq names its product calpain-3-like. Gene Ontology annotation, molecular function: calcium-dependent cysteine-type endopeptidase activity; calcium ion binding. The coding region runs from base 155 to 2362 and encodes 735 amino acids. The record is from RefSeq and is a predicted model, not a curated record. Gene Ontology annotation, cellular component: cytoplasm. The transcript has 22 exons. NCBI's taxonomy places the organism in Eukaryota, Metazoa, Chordata, Leptocardii, Amphioxiformes, Branchiostomatidae. Gene Ontology annotation, biological process: proteolysis.
UUCCGUUUCCGCCAUGCUGUAGCGGGACCGCUAUCAGGUGUGUGUGUGUGUACCUUAGUCCCCACAUAGAGUAGUCGCCCACUGUCCGUCCAUGUCGCCCUAUAGCGACCAGGUUAUAUUUUUCCUUCACCCUAGAUAACCUACUAGUCCCUGGAUGUCGUACAAACGUCGGAAGAACUUCAACGACAUCUGUGUCCGCCGGCCGCCCGUGGCGAGGAGACCCCUGGGCCAGAAACCGCGCGCAAACGCCCCGUUCUGGGAGAGACAGGACUACAACACCAUCAAGGCGGAAUGUCUGCGGAAAGGAGAACUUUGGGUCGAUCCAGAGUUCCCCCCUGUUGCCAGCUCACUCUUUCCGUCUCACGCGGGCAAAUUGCCUAGAAAUAUCGUCUGGAAGAGACCAUGGGAAAUCACAGACAAUCCAGAGCUGUUUGUGGGUGGGGCCAGCAGGUUUGACAUCUGUCAGGGAGAGUUGGGUGACUGCUGGUUCCUGGCUGCCAUCGCCUGUCUGUCUAUGAACGAGUCCCUGCUGUUUGGAGUUGUGCCUCCGGAUCAGUCUUUCGACAAGGGUGACUAUGUUGGCUGCUUCAGGUUCAACUUCUGGCACUAUGGGACGUGGACAGAAGUGGUGGUGGAUGACCAGCUCCCCACCUUCAACAACAGGCUCACCUUCGUGCACUCUGCUGAGGAGAACGAGUACUGGAGCGCUCUGCUGGAGAAGGCUUACGCUAAACUGUAUGGCUCGUAUGAAGCCCUGAAGGGCGGCAGUGUGACGGAGGCGAUGGAAGACUUCACCGGCGGAGUGACGGAGGGGAUGGACCUGCGCAACGCCCCCAAGGACCUGCUGAAGAUCGUGGAGAAGGCCAUGAUGAGGAACUCUCUCAUGGGCUGCUCUGUGGAGGCAGAUCCAAAUGCCAUUGAUUCCAAGAUGGACAACGGACUUGUCAUGGGCCAUGCCUACAGCAUCACAGGCUUGCAGAAGGUGAAUGUACAAGGUCAAGAAAUCAACCUGAUCCGUGUGCGGAACCCGUGGGGAUCUGUGGAGUGGAUGGGAGACUGGAGCGACGAGUCUCCAAAGUGGGACCUGCUGUCCAGUGAACAGAAGGCAAAACUCAACACAGACGACGACGGAGAUCUGAACUUUGGGGAUGAUGGAGAGUUCUGGAUGGACUUUGAAGACUGGCGCACCAACUUCACGCGGCUGGAGAUCUGUAACCUGCCCCCGGACGCCAUGCAGGAGGACGACCCGAAGAAGAAGAAGAUGAAGUGGGUGACGUCGCUGCAGGAAGGGAAGUGGCAGAAGGGAGCCACGGCUGGGGGGUGCAGGAACUUCCCAGACACCUUCUGGAUCAACCCCCAGUACCGGAUCAGCCUGGACGCUGCCGACGACCCUGACCCUGAUGACGACGAGGUCGCCUGUAGUGUCAUCAUCGCUCUGAUGCAGAGGAGCAAACGGGCGGAGAAGGUCAUGGGGACAGGCAUGCUCACCAUCGGCUUCGCUAUCUAUGAGCUCGAGGACCCGGACUGUGAAACCCUGAAGAAGGAGUACUUCAUGUACCACAAGUCUGUCGCACGUUCUCCCUCAUUCAUCAACACCAGGGAAAUCUGUGGAAGGUACAAACUGCCCCCCGCAGAGUAUGUCAUCAUCCCCUCUACAUUUGAGCCCGGCGAGGAGUCGGAGUUCAUGCUGAGGAUCUACACUGAGAAGAGUGUGGAGACCAAGGAGAUAGAUGAUGAAACACAAGUGGUUACCAUUCCUCAGGUGAUUGACGAUGCCCUGCCCAAAGAGAAUCUCCCUGUGGUGUUGAAGCCCAAAACCCCCAAGCAGCUGGAGAAGGAGGAGAAAGAGAAGGCUGCCUUCACCAAGUUCUUUGAGAGCAUCGCUGGGGAAGAUAUGGAGAUAGAUGCUUUUGAACUGAAGAAAAUGAUGGACCAGGCAUUGAAAAAAGAGCUGUCCUAUUUUGAAUUCAACGGGUUCAACGUGGAGCUGUGCCGUUCCAUGGUGGCCCUUAUGGAUGACGACAAGUCAGGAAUGCUCGGACUCGAUGAGUUCUUUGACUUGUGGUCAGACAUCAAGCUGUGGACAGGUGUGUUCAAGAUGUUUGAUGCUGAUAAGUCUGGAGACUUUGACACAUAUGAACUCCGCCUAGCUCUGGAGCAUGUGGGUUUCAAGCUGAAGAACACCAUAUUCCAGCAGAUCGUGCUGCGUUACCAGGCUGACGACCAGACCAUCUCCUUCCCAGACUUCAUCGCACUCACCAUUCGCCUCAAGGCCAUGUUCAAGGCCUUCGCAUCAUUCAUGGAUGGCAACAAGGCCAGUCUAGGACUGGAGGAUUGGUUGACAGUUACCAUGUACUGCUGAGGAGAAUGACAUGUGGAUGUGAUGUUAACCAUCCAUUAACACAUGAAGAGCGGAAUAGUGGAAUCAAUUGAAAAACCCUUACCCAAUACAGCCACAGUAAUAUACACAUGUAUAGUACAGUACUUAAAGGGUCGGUGUUGUAACAGUGGUAGUGUUAAGCUGAAGGUGCCGCAUUAUUCUUUCCCAGUGUGUGUUAGAUAACUUCAACAGUACUUUGGAUACUCCCUGGGUCGUUCAUUCAAAUAUUUUAGGUAAUUUUCAGCAUUUGUUUUUCUUUAUGCAGAAGGCAGAGGACCAAACCAAGUGCUAGUAAGUUGAAGUAGCGAUUUGGUAUAGCUGGACUAGCAGUAUGGACGGACAUUUUAGCAGUUGUUGGGAAUUAUUUGGUUACUAGGAAUAGUCAUGAAUUACUGUUUGUAAUCAGAAACUAUUUUGGUAUAUAUUAGUAGCAAAUUGGUGUGUGUUUUUGACUGCAAUUAUUUAUAUUUAACAGAGUUUUAUAGUCCUUAAAACUUCUUUACAUUCCAGAUAGCUGAAUGAAUGUAAAUUUUGAUAAAGAGUUACUUGAUGUUAUGUUGAUUUUAAUUACUCUUUUCAGGCAAAGGGGUUUGCAGUUCUUUUUCUUAUUCUUGCUGUGCAAUUUUUAGUAUGUGUCAGAUUUGGAAAUGAACAUAUAUAUGCAAGAUUAAAUUAUGCUAAUGAUGUUAUCAUUUAAAAGAUAUAUGGUGAAUAAGAAGUGAAUGAUAAUUAACUAAUCCAUGGUGAUUUGUGGAAAAUGUAAUUCUAUUGAUGGAGAUUUUUAAGGAUUUGUAUUGCAAUGAAGUAGGAAUUGUGCUUCCAACUGUAUUCUAACCAUGACAGAGUUGUGCAACAGUCUCUUUCUACUGUUCUAACUACAUGUAUAUGGCUUCAUGAAAAUGGGGAGUUUCUACACUUUUUCCUACAGAGGAGGCAUAACACAGAAUGGCAGAAGAUAUGCUGUACUCCUGGCGAAAUAUUUUCUAAAUGUGUGUGCUUUUCACUAAUCAAUAGAAGCAAGCAUUGUUAUAAACGAUGUCAUUCAGGCCACAUAUCUGUAGCUUUUUAGCUGGGUACCAUACCACAGAAAAGAUUCAACAGAAAUAUGGAUGAAGUGUGACUAUUUUGACCAAUACAAGACUUUAGACAGUACAGAGAUGCAACCUUUUAUACAUAUCAGUUACAUUCACUUUGGCCAAAUACUGGUUCCAUAAUGGCAAUAACAAUGACAAAGCACUCAAGAGAGUAUAUUAUGAUGCAGUAUUUGCUUCUCUUGAAAUUACGUAUACAAAGGUUGGCUUUUUUGUCAACACUUUGUCUAUAAGUCCACCCACAUCAUUUGUAGCAGUAGUCAAUUCUAGCUUUGGCAUACAAGAUUUAUUGGUACAGUGAUGCAGUAGUCCAACUAUGGGACAAAAAUCCAGGGGCCAUGUGCAGUGAUACCAAUGCUGUCUGUGAACUCUCUACCUCAGUUUGGGAAAAUCAACAUCUAUCUUCCAGUCCAUGUUGAAGUUUUCUUUCAGUUCCAAUCAAAAAUCCAGUUUAACUGGCCCAACUACCAUGAUGAUAGAGUACAUGGAAUACCGGUUCUGUGCAGUAGUGAAUGUACAUACAGAGUCAGAGAACACUUCUAUGAACACCUACUGGUGUAUGCCAAUAUUAAGUAUUUUAGGAAACAGGAACCCAUGGUCUGGCAGGAAAGUUUUGGUUAGUCUGUAAGUUACUGGCAUUUUCUUUAUUUUCAUGUAUGAAUCACCACAUAUGGUGUUUUUAAUUGAUUAAGCUAGUGCUAUGCUAGUGGUGGAAUGCAAAGUGGUGGAAUUUACUUCAUACAUUGGAACAGAUGGUGACGAUAUUAUCAUGAUUCAAUAAAAGAGGUGUCUGUCGGUA